AUGGGUGCCAACUGCCUCGCGCAGACCAAUGCACUCUUCAGGAAGAAUCUCGUGAUCCAGAGGCGCAACCACAGGUCGAAUUGCUGCCUCAUCUGCUUCCCGCUGCUCAUCUGCUUGCUACUCGGAGGGGUGCAGAUGAUCGUGGCGAUAGCUUAUUACGCCAGUUCAGCGGCGCACAGGCCACGGAUCGACUGCGGCUACUGCACCGCUAGCACCAACAGCUCCAGCACGGACACGGUAGGAGGUCUCGUUUGCCCAACCGAAUGCCCCCUGCCGAUCGCGCCGAAAUGGCCGCCGGUGCUGCAGCUGCCGCCGGCACCGGACGACAUGGACAUCGGUUCCUCGGCGUCGACCAAUCUCACGGGCGCUUCGAUCAGAAGGUCGAAACCCCCCGCGGCGACGUUCCUUGUCACUGGUACCAACCAGUCAUUUGCAGAAAGUGUCAUGAGUAACAUGUUACCCAAGCAUGGGGAGUUGAAUUCUGCAGCCGACAUCUCCAAUAUUGCUGAUUUCGCACUGGGUACAGAUGCAAUGCGCUUUAUCUCUAAUGGCGCUGAGGAACUCGGUUCUGAUUUUGACCACCGCAACCACCUCUUUUUCCUUCAGAGAAGCUGCACUCCGAACGCGACACUUUCUUUUCUAGUCCAAGAAGGUAGCAGCAAUUUUACCAAAGCAUAUGACCUCACAAGCUCAAACCUCAACAAGUUUAACUUGAUUGUCUCAUACAACUCAACAUACAAGGGUGAUACUCAAUUGUCAUUGUCGUUAUCUUCACUUUCAUUUUCACCAAUAUUGCUUCGAGUUCCACGGUUAUUGAAUCUGGUCUCAAAUGCAUACCUUCAAUUGAGGGGCAGUGAUACUAAGAUACAGUUUGAGUUUAUUAAAGACAUGCCUAGAGUUGCUCAACAAGAAUUGCCUAUUGAUAUAUCUUUCUUAGUGGGGAAAUUGGUUUUCGUAUGGAUGAUAAUGCUUCUUUUCCCUGUCAUCCUGAGCAAUUUAGUCUAUGACAAGGAACAGAAGCUAAGAACUAUAAUGAAGAUGCAUGGCCUAGGAGAUAUGGCAUACGGGAUUAUAUCAUACUGCUAUUUUCUUCUUCUAUCGCUACUGUAUAUGCUCUUCUUGGUGUUUUUUGGCUCUCUUUUUGGCAUAAAGUUAUUUAUAUUGAGUGACUACAGGGUACAAUUUGUGGUUUACUUCGCCUACAUAAACUUGCAAAUUUCGUUUGCUUUUCUUAUAGCAACAUACUUUUCAAAAGUCAGAACUGCUAGUGUGACUGGAUAUCUCUUCACAAUUGGGUCUGCCUAUUUAGGAGAAUAUUUAUUCAGGCCUAUUUUUGAAGAUAUGUCCAUGUCAAGAAGCUGGACAACACUUAUGGAGUUCUUCCCACCAUUUUCUUUGUACCGCAUAAUCUACGAGUUCUCUCCACCUCCAUCACCUUUGUAUCGUACAGACUUUUCUGGAAUACACUGGGAAGACUUGAGUGAUCACAAGAAUGGAAUGAUAGACAUUCUCAUCAUAAUGGCAAUCGAGUGGGCCACAUUCCUUUUGUUAACAUUCUUUUUGGAUGAAUUUGGUACUCUCCAAAACGGAAUUAGAAAAAUAGUAUCAGCUUGUCACUCAAGCACAGAUUGGAGCUCUCACACUUGUCAGAUGCAGACUAUUCAGCUUCAAGAAUUCCUAUCCUCAGUUGAAACAGACAUGACUGAUGUAUUGAGAGAGAGAGAAAUAGUUGAACAACUCUUACAAGAAUCGGAUAGCAGUUAUUCAGUAAUAUGCGACAAUCUUAAGAAAGUGUACCAUGGAAAAGAUGGAAAUGCAGAGAAAAUUGCUGUCACAGGGUUAUCACUUUCUAUACAACGUGGGCAGUGUUUUGGAAUUCUUGGUCCAAAUGGUGCUGGAAAAACCUCUCUCAUUAGCAUGCUGACAGGAUUUACUAAACUUACAUCUGGCACGGCUUAUAUUGAUGGAAUGGACAUACGAUUGGACAUGAACAAAAUCUAUACAGGAAUUGGUGUUUGUCCACAAUUUGA
Miscanthus lutarioriparius is the source of this 2030-nucleotide messenger RNA. The record is from the annotation of a GenBank genome assembly. NCBI's taxonomy places the organism in Eukaryota, Viridiplantae, Streptophyta, Magnoliopsida, Poales, Poaceae.